AUGGCUACUGUAGCAGACAUUGGUGUUUCAGCUGCUAUCAACAUACUAUUAGCUUUUGCUUUCUUGAUAGCUUUUGCUUUACUCAGAAUUCAACCUGUCAAUUACAGAAUUUAUUUCCCAAAAUUGUAUAUCAAUAAUGGAAGAACCAGUCCAAGAAGUCCUGGAAAUUUCUUAGAAAAAUAUGUCAAUCUUAAUUUCAAAACUUAUUUGACUUUUCUCAAUUGGAUGCCACAUGCUAUGAGUAUGAAUGAAACUGAGAUCAUUAAGCAUUCUGGUCUUGAUUCUGCUGUUUUUCUCAGAAUUUAUUAUCUUGGCUUAAAGAUUUUUGUUCCAGUCACCAUUGUGGCACUGUUUAUUCUUCUUCCAGUCAAUGUUUCAAGUGGGACACUAUUUUUCCUUAGAAGAGAAUUGGUAGUGAGUGAUAUUGAUAAUCUCUCUAUAUCAAAUGUUCCACCUAAGUCUUUAAGAUUUUUUGUUCACAUAGGUUUGGAAUACCUGUUUACAAUAUGGAUUUGUUUUCUGCUCUACAAGGAGUAUGAUUAUGUAGCGUUAAAAAGGUCGAAUUUCUUGGCUUCACAACGCAGGUGUGUGGAGCAAUUCACGGUACUUGUCAGGAGUGUCCCUCAUACGUCUGGUCACUCAGUAUCGGAUAGUGUGAACAGCUUCUUUCAAACAAACCACCCGGAUCAUUAUAUUGGACAUCAGGCUGUCCACAAUGCAAACAAAUUGGGAAAUCUUGCUAGCAGAAGAGAUAGACUUAAGAAUUUGCUGGACCAUUACCGCCUAAAGUUUCAAAAGCAUCCUCAUACAAGACCAACGAUCAAGACCGGAUGUUUAGGACUUUGCGGCAGGAAAGUUUAUGCUAUCGAGUACUAUGAACAACAUCUUAAGGCAAUCGUUAAAAAGAUGACAUUGGAGCACCAGAAGAUUAUAAAAGAUCCUGAAUCUAUUUUGCCUGUGGCUUUUCUAUGUUUCAAUUCGCGUUGGGGAGCAUCAGUAUGCGCACAGACUGUACAAAGCAGAAAUCCUACACUCUGGUUGACUGAUUGGGCUCCAGAGAAACGAGACAUAUAUUGGCGAAACUUGACCAUACCAUUUGUUUCUUUAACCGUCCGGAAAUUUAUAAUAACCUUGUUGCUGUUUGCGUUGGUAUUCUUCUAUAUGAUUCCUAUUGCUUUUGUGCAAUCCCUUGCCAAUUUGGAUGGUCUUGAAAAAGUUGCUCCUUUCCUCACACCAGUAAUAGAAAUGAAAUUCAUCAAGUGCUUUCUACAAGGUUUUCUUCCUGGUUUGGUCCUUAAAAUAUUUCUAUACAUUCUACCUUCAGGUCUGAUGAUUAUGUCAGAAGUCGAGGGAUACAUCACAUUAUCAACACUCGAGCAAAAAACAGCGGAAAAAUAUUAUUACUUUAUGUUGGUGAAUGUUUUCUUGGGAAGCAUAAUUACUGGAACUGCAUUCGAGCAGCUGGAUGCUUUUCUUCACCAGUCACCUACACAGAUUCCUAGAACAAUUGGAGUUUCGAUUCCAAUGAAGGCCACCUUCUUUAUGACAUACAUAAUGCUUGAUGGCUGGGCUGGAAUUGCCUGCGAGAUUCUCAGAGUAAAGCCAUUUUUUAUAUAUCAUCUCAAGAACAUGUUCUUAGUAAAAACCGAGGGAGAUCGACAAAAGGCCAUGGAACCUGGGAGCGUGGACUAUCCCGAAACUCUUCCGAGUCUUCAACUAUAUUUCCUUCUCGGUAUUGUUUAUGCAAUAAUGACUCCAAUCCUUCUUCCGUUCAUACUCAUCUUCUUCGUCUUUGCAUAUUUGGUUUAUCGUCAUCAGGUAAUCAAUGUCUACACUCAACGAUAUGAAAGCGCCGCUGCAUUUUGGCCACAAGUUCAUAACCGCAUUAUAGCAAGCUUACUGAUAUCGCAGCUUCUUCUGUUGGGCUUACUUAGCACCAAAGAAGCGGUUAAGUCUACUCCUUUGCUUCUGAUGUUACCAAUCUUGACAUUUGCAUUUCACAAGUACUGCCAAAGUCGUUUCGAGCCCUCGUUUAGGAAGUAUCCCCUCGAGGAAGCAAUGGAAAAAGAUUUGUUGCAGAAAACAACAGAACCUGACCUAAACAUAAAAGCAUAUUUAGCAGAUUCUUACUUGUAUCCAAACUUAACAUCAUUUGAAGAGAUAGAAGAAGAAUUGGUUGAACUUGAAAAAGUUGAAGUGAAAGUAGAUAAAAACCAAACUCCUCAUGUGGCUAGUCCAAUGUUGAGUGAGUCAAGUUCACCUUUUCCUUCACCACUACAUCAUAUCCAUCAACAUCAACCUUCACCUUCACCACUACAUCAUAUCCAUCAACAUCAACCUUCACCACAGGAGUAUUACUACAAUCCUCCCUCUCCUCAUUAUGAUUAUCAAUAUCAAGAUCAACCUUGAAUUGACAUUAAGGGUUACUUAUUUCAAAGUUCUUGAGACCUAUGAAGUCCGGAUACAUAUACGGACACGAGACAUGACACAGAUGCAGACAUGAAAACACUGCUAAUGUAAAAAAUACGAGACACUGGCACGGCUAUCUAUUUUAUAUAUUAAUAAAAUAAUGUAAU
This is a messenger RNA of Vicia villosa (hairy vetch), 2576 nucleotides long. RefSeq names its product CSC1-like protein At1g32090. Gene Ontology annotation, molecular function: calcium-activated cation channel activity. Gene Ontology annotation, cellular component: plasma membrane. Lineage: Eukaryota; Viridiplantae; Streptophyta; Magnoliopsida; Fabales; Fabaceae. The record is from RefSeq and is a predicted model, not a curated record. Bases 1 to 2409 code for a protein of 802 amino acids. The transcript is spliced from 11 exons.